Dracunculus medinensis (Guinea worm) is the source of this 912-nucleotide messenger RNA. Lineage: Eukaryota; Metazoa; Nematoda; Chromadorea; Rhabditida; Dracunculidae. The record is from the annotation of a GenBank genome assembly.
AUGACUUACGCUGUUAUUUACGAGAAGGCAAUCACUAGAAAAUAUAAAGCACCAUGCUGUUCAUCGGCUUACAUAUUGAAAGUAAUUUUAGUCACCGUCACCACUGUAUUACCUUUGAUAAUCGCAUAUAUCACUCAGGGUUUCUGGAAAAAGCAUGGUGAUUAUAGGGAACAGCCUCGAGUUGAAUUCAAAGAUCGCGAGAUAUUCAUGCUGAGAUGCAAGGAUCCGCAGGAUUAUUUUGUUUGGAGCUCUUAUUCCAUUCUGAACCAAGCUGAAUUUUCUAAACUUAAAAUUCCUAUCAUUGAGGUUCAAAAAACUGAUGAAAACGAUGACGGUAUAAUUGAUAAGAUAGAGUUCGAUGUCGAGUUUCCGUUAUCUUCGAAUGAUUACAUUGCUGGUGUAUUUUGGCUAAUUUUAUUUGAUUAUCAACUUAGUUAUAGAUCAUUCUUUUCGUCAGAAAUCGCUUUGUUAGGCGACGAAUAUUUUUUUCAACCAAUAUCAGCCAUUUCUAUCGGUGGUGAUCUCGUUUUCGAUCAACGAAUGCCACUGCAAAGUUUCGGACAUUAUAUGACAACUGAUGCUCCACUAAUAAAUGAUAGUAAAGCUGAUCCAUCGCAUUACGAACUUCAUGAGAUUAUGAAACGUUAUUCGAAAAAAAAUUUCACAGCAACUUUAAAACGAAAUUAUAAAUUUUUAACCAUGAAGAAACCAUCUGAUACUGCAUUCAACUUACACCUCAUUAUCAAUAUUCCUGAACAAAUUUUUGUUUAUCAAACAGGAUUUUUUGAACUUAUAAAAUGGGCCUGGAUUCAAUAUUUCGCGAUUUUUAUUGUUAUUCACUUUUUCACUACGAAACUUUUUGAGUUUAUUUUAGAGAAUCAUUGCUUUUUGACAAUUGUUGAUGCUAAUUAG